Trichosporon asahii var. asahii CBS 2479 is the source of this 3126-nucleotide messenger RNA. RefSeq lists its product as uncharacterized. Gene Ontology annotation, molecular function: GTPase activator activity; beta-tubulin binding. Gene Ontology annotation, biological process: microtubule cytoskeleton organization; post-chaperonin tubulin folding pathway; tubulin complex assembly. The coding region runs from base 1 to 3126 and encodes 1041 amino acids. The record is from RefSeq and is a predicted model, not a curated record. The transcript is spliced from 5 exons. NCBI's taxonomy places the organism in Eukaryota, Fungi, Basidiomycota, Tremellomycetes, Trichosporonales, Trichosporonaceae.
AUGGUCCAACGAACUCAGCCCUCCUCGCCUGCAAGGCGGGAUACCACCCUGGCUGAGGUCGUUGACGACUCCGACCCGACAUACAGCAAUUUCGGCCACCGCGAUGAGUUUUUGGAAUUGUUGAAACAGUUCCUAGCCGCCAAUGCGCAGGCGACGCCGAGUCCAGAGGAGAGCGAGGCCGAGGACGAGCUCCUCGACUUCUACCUUCCCAUGCCUGGGCUCCUGGACCCAGCGAUGGGCGACAUCGUACCUCCACUCAUGGCGGCGCUAGGGAAGCAGCUCGCUCUCUUGACAGACGGUCGAGAACCGGACCCGACUCGUUUUGCACGCAUAGGACGUGUGGUCAACUGGGUUGUGAAAGUCCGGGGAUGGAACCUCUCGGCGCUGAGCACGGAUGACAUAGCGACGAAUCUGGACAUUCCGACACACGAGCGGCUCUUCUCCGUGCCGAUACCUCCGUUGGCCGUUCGAGUUACGCUGCUUGCUCUACCGCUGCUGUCGAAUCCUGGAAAGGAUGGCGAGUACGGUGCGCUCAUCCUGGCUCGACUGUUCGCACGUGAAGACGCUCUCGCAGGUCUGCCCGGUUUCCUCAGGUGGGCUGCCGCGGCGUUGGAGGAAGGAGAGAGGGAACAGGAGGCGAAUCUCGUUGCCUCUCUGUUCUCGUUUCUGGCCGUGCUUCCAGGCAUGGCUCCGCAAAAGGAGCUGCCAAUUCUCCGGACCUUCUUUGAGGACAGCCUCAUUCCGCAUCUCGCGGGAAGCACGACGAGUGCGACCUCCGGUCUCAUCCGAAAGCUUGCAACGAAGGCAAACGGUCGUUGGUGGGUUGCCUCUCUCGGAGCAGGGCUACGAGAUCAGCCCGAUGCCGAUCUGCCAGAGGGUAUCGAGGAGGUUCUCGACGAUCUCAUGUCCGCUCUCGGAGACAAGGACACGAUUGUGCGUUACUCGGCGGCAAAAUAUCUCGCUCGAAUUGCAGCACUUCUGCCAGCCGAGCUGUCGGAUCAGAUCGUAUCGGCCGUCAUUGGGCUCUUUGCGGGAAGCGAGGAUGAUCCGGUCAUCCUGACCAAGUUUGGCACCGUCAUCGAUCCCGGAGGCAGCGCUGGGGGUAAUGGAACGAUGGGACUGGGAGGUCAGGAGACGUCACGAGGAGAAGCGCGAUGGCACGGUGUCUGUCUCGCGGUGGCGGAGCUCGCCCGCCGGGGUUUGCUUCCCGCCGAGGCCGUCGACGAGGUCAUUCCCUGGGUUGUGAAGGCGCUUACGUUCGACCUGCGGCGAGCAUCGCACAGCAUCGGGUCCAACGUUCGAGAUGCUGCGUCGUACGUCCUGUGGUCUCUGUCCCGUGCCGCUUCGCCUCAGCAGCUGAAGCCGUUUGCCGAGCUUAUGGCGACGACUCUGGCCAGUGUCGCGGUGUUCGACCGUGAAGUUGGCGUACGUCGCGCCGCCUCUGCUGCCUUCCAGGAGGGUGUCGGCCGCUCGGGUCUGUUCCCCGAGGGCAUCGAUGUUCUGGGCAAGAUCGACUUCUUCUCUGUGUCCAUCCGCCGCAAGGCAUUCACGGAAGCUGCACCCGCCGCAGCCCAUCACACGGUAUAUCGCAAGGCGUUCCGAGAGCAUCUGCACAACAUCACGCUUCGCCACUGGGACGCCGCGAUGCGAGUGGCCGGGGCCACUGCACUCGCUUCUCUCCUUGAGCUUGACCCGGCCGACAUCCCGGACUCCGUCAGCCGCGAGCUGGUGCAGGUUUCUUCGUUUGACUCGGCGAGCGCACACGGAGCUCUUCUCGCACUGUCGCGCAUUGCGCCCAUGCUCGACGAUGGCGGAAAGGCCGAGCUCUUCGACGCCUUGACGAAGGUUCGCCCCGGUGCGCUCGUCACCUCGAACGCGGCUGACAUUGUUAACGGCGGUUGUCUGCUGGCUGCUGCGGCCCUCACGUCCUCCGCGGACCUGUCACCACUGGAGCGUUUCUUCUCAGCAGCCACGCAGCGGCGCGAGACGGAUGUGCAUGACUCGCUGGCGGCGUUGUGCCGAGUCAUGAGCGAGGUGCAGCCCGACAACUGUGUGUCGUAUGUGCGUCGCACAAUGAGCGAGCUCGGCGCUGCGCGCGCCUCCACACGACAAGCGGCCGCCCUCUGCCUUGGAAGCUAUCAGUACCGCACUGCCGCUGAGAUCUCUGGUCCGCUCGAUGCUCUCCUCGCGCAGUUCGGGAAGGACGCAAAGGCGGAUGUGGAGACACGGCGGAACGCUGUGCAGUCGCUCGCACAGAUGUCGCUGCAGAGCGCGGACAGUGUUCCCCUGAAUGCGCUCGACGACUACACGACCGACCAGCGCGGCGACGUCGGCUCGUGGGUCCGCGUUGCAUCGGCCAAGUCAAUUGCGCAGGUUCUCGCCGGCGCCGCUAGUCAACCGAACGCGCUCCAGCUCGUGCCCCAGGAGCUCUUCACCCCUGCCAUUGCGGGUAUCGCGAAGCAGGCGUUUGAGAAGCUCGACGUCGUGCGCGAGGCGGGAACGGAGGCUUGGAGCGUCCUCCUGGCUGCUGACGCGGACAAAGUCUGGGACUGGCCGGGCGCCGAGGCCAUGGCUACCACGGAGAGUGGGGAGCGGCGUGUCCGCCCUUCUGCCGAGUGGUUUAGCGCCGGCCUUGCACUGCUUCAGACUUCAAUCCACGCGAGUGUAGCGGCUGGGAUCGUGCAGAGCGCAGGCGCCGUCGUUCACUCGACCUCAGAGCGAUGCUUGCGCCCACUUAUCCCGUGGCUGCAAAAGCAUGACGAGAGCCAGUUCGUCAUUGACAUUGUCGACGUACUCGCCGCCAACUUGGCUUCGAACCGUAUCGCCGUCCCUGCGCUGACGACGCUGUCGCGCCUGAUGGAUGCGGGCAUCGAGCCAAGCGAGGAGGAGGCGGGACGCAUGCUCGGCCUCGCCGCGCGCGGUCUCACCACGCUGAAGAGCAUCGAGCGCCUGCAGGCCGCGAUGCGCGUGAUUAUCCGAACGGUUACGGCCGAAGCACUGUACCUCGCCGUCAGCGACGAGGUUGAGCCCGAGCUCGAGGAACUCCUCCUUGAGACGCCCUGGGCCGAGGAGGGCGACAAGGCGACGGCGGGACGCGCAGUCGCGCUCCUCCGCGAGAUGGCGUAG